Molecule: messenger RNA, 556 nt
Organism: Cuscuta europaea
Lineage: Eukaryota; Viridiplantae; Streptophyta; Magnoliopsida; Solanales; Convolvulaceae
Source: the annotation of a GenBank genome assembly
AUAUAUAAAAAAAGUUGUGAAUCAUCAUUAAAAUCAUAACAGUCUAAUAUUUUCUCUUCAUAACCUCCUCCAUUAAUUACUUCUGAUCUCCAUAUACUAUGGGCUUAUUAUGGGCUUUGACUACCCAUCUUCAUGCAUUUGCAGGGCCUGUUACCAUGUUCAUCUAUCCUCUAUAUGCAUCCAUUGUUGCUACGGAGAAGUCGUCGAAGUUGGACAGUGAGCAAUGGCUCGCGUAUUGGAUAAUGUUGGCUUUCCUAUUUUUCAUUGAAAUGCUCUUCCAACCAAUACUUGAAUGGAUACCAAUUUGGUAUGAUGUGAAGUUAGUGUUGGUUGCGUGGAUGGUUCUGCCUUACUUCAGGGGAGCCGCUUUCAUAUAUGACAGGGUCGUUCGAGAUAAAGUCAUCCUCAAUUAUGCAUACAAUCUGCUGCUGCAAUUAACGCAAUCCAAAUCAUCCUGAUACAGUAUAGUAUUGGCUGUAUAGUUGGAUUCACUAAUCAAUCGUAUAAUAAUGUUGUGAUCCAUCAUUACUGAUCCAUUUAGUUAAUUCCAUUCCUA